Molecule: messenger RNA, 793 nt
Organism: Paramecium sonneborni
Lineage: Eukaryota; Ciliophora; Oligohymenophorea; Peniculida; Parameciidae
Source: the annotation of a GenBank genome assembly
AUGAAUAUCGAUCAUCAAAUCAAUUUCUAUUUUACUAAUCGUCAAUACACUCUUGUUUGGUAAGAUCUCGAUCAUAAUAUCAUUAAUGAAGUACUCAUCUUUAUUUUCAAUGAAAUAUCUUCCAAAAAUCAAUUGAAUAACAUCACAUUCACUGAUUCCAAUCUUAAACCAAUCCAAAAUUCCCUCCCCAUCUUUAUUUAAACAUAGCACAUAUUUAUUAAUAUGUCUAACACUAAUAAUGUGCCUCCUAUUAAUUAAACAUGGGAAUUAUAGAACAUUUAUCAUAUACAUUAAAAUCAACUUGUUAUUCAGAAAUUUAAGAAUAUGCGUAAAUUAGAAAGUGUCAAUUAUCAAAUGUAAACUAUCUUUAAUCUUAAUCAAUAAUUUCAAGAGACCACUUAAAAUAUUAAAGAUAAUAACAAUUUAAUAAACCAAAAAUAAAGUAUUGAGAGAAGUGCCAAUUCUUAUCCAAUAACAAAAAUACAAUCUAACAAUAAUCAACCAUUACACAAACGAUAAACUUAAUUAAAAUCAUAUACAAUCUAAGAAGUAAUUUUAAAUCUUAUUCUAUCAUUAUUAGGUCUAGUAACACAAUACUUAAAAAGAUGCAUGGAUUGUUUUAUAAGAUAACAUUUAUGAUAUCACUUAUUACAUUGAUAAACAUCCUGGAGGUAGAGAAUAAAUACUUAGAGGAGUUGGAAAAGAUGCUACUUUCCUAUUUCUCUAACAUCAUCCUUGGAUUAACUUUCAUUAUAUUCUUGAGAAAUUCUAAAUUGGAUAUUUAGUAAAAUGA